AUGGAGUGGACUUAUUCUUGGCUGAUCAGCCUUAUCCUAUUAGGGCCACCUCUCAUCCUCUACUUCAUCUUCCAUGCCCGGAGGACUAGGAGACUUCAUUCUGCUCAACUCCGGCCACCAGGUCCUCCGGGAUGGCCGGUGGUAGGCAACAUAUUUGACCUUGGAGAACUACCUCAUCAAACCUUGUAUUACCUCAGGGCUAAGUUUGGACCGGUGAUUUGGCUGCAGUUGGGAUCGGUUGGAACCCUUGUAGUCAAUUCGGCGGAUUCUGCAGCCAAGCUCUUCAAGAACCACGACCUAGCUUUCUCUGACCGUAAAUGCCCGGAAGCUUUAUCAGUAGACAAUUACAAUCAUGGGUCCGUGGCCAUUGGAAACUAUAGCCCAUACUGGCGAGUAUUCAAGCGAAUUGGGGCCAUGGAAUUCAACGCGUCAAAGAGAGUGAACGAGAGUGUUGACAUCCGAAGAAAGUGCGUCGACAACAUGAUUGUUUGGAUUGAAGAAGCAGCCAAGGGAGGGACUAAUGGGGAGAUAGAGAUUGUUCAUUUUCUCUUCCUAAUGUCUUUCAAUGUGGUGGGGAAUAUAAUCUUUUCCGAGGACAUAUUAAAAUCCGAGUCUAAGGAAGGAAAGGAAUUCUUUGAUUCCAUGACUAAGUUUGUGGUUUGGGUUGGAAAACCUAACAUUUCAGAUUUUUUCCCAUUGUUGAAGAGCUUAGAUCUUCUCGGAAUAAAGAGGGGGACGAAAAAGGACUUGGGGAAUUGUUUGAAGAUUAUAGAGAAUUUUGUGAAGGAGAGACGUCAAAGAGGUUCAAGAAGAGUGAUAACGGAAAUAUUUCUAGCAGGAUCAGAAACAACGAGCAACUCCAUCGAGUGGAUAAUGUCGGAGCUACUAAACAACCCUAAUUGCAUGGCGAAGUUAAAAGAAGAACUCAAUAGAAUUGUCGGACGGGAAAGGAAGGUAGAAGAAAGUGAUAUGGAUAAACUCCCAUAUCUACAUGCAAUAGUCAAAGAAUCAUUACGAUUGCACCCUCCACUACCCUUGCUCCUCCCAAGGAAUUCAAUGGAAGACGUAAACUUCAAUGGCUACUUCAUACCAAAAGGCACACAAGUGUUAGUAAAUGCCUAUGCAAUAGGAAGAGAUCCCGAAGUGUGGGAUGACCCCUUGGAUUUCAAACCUGAGAGGUUCCUCGACAAGAAUAUAGAGCUUGCGGGUCAACAUUUCGGGGUUAUCCCUUUUGGGGCAGGUAGAAGAAUAUGUAUGGGUUUUUUCUUUGAGCCUACGAGUGCUUCAACUGGCCACCGCGACUCUUGUCCAUACAUUUGA
Impatiens glandulifera is the source of this 1320-nucleotide messenger RNA. Its product is annotated as iridoid oxidase-like. NCBI's taxonomy places the organism in Eukaryota, Viridiplantae, Streptophyta, Magnoliopsida, Ericales, Balsaminaceae. The transcript has 2 exons. The coding region runs from base 1 to 1320 and encodes 439 amino acids. The record is from RefSeq and is a predicted model, not a curated record. Gene Ontology annotation, molecular function: monooxygenase activity; oxidoreductase activity, acting on paired donors, with incorporation or reduction of molecular oxygen; heme binding.